This is a messenger RNA of Pecten maximus, 2066 nucleotides long. RefSeq lists its product as uncharacterized. NCBI's taxonomy places the organism in Eukaryota, Metazoa, Mollusca, Bivalvia, Pectinida, Pectinidae. The coding region runs from base 242 to 925 and encodes 227 amino acids. Gene Ontology annotation, molecular function: protein binding. The record is from RefSeq and is a predicted model, not a curated record. Gene Ontology annotation, biological process: signal transduction. The transcript is spliced from 3 exons.
AUACAUCCGCUUAUUCAGCUUGCAUUCAAUCUUACUAUGUUUCGUUCUUAAAUGCAUAACUGCAUUUUGCAUUUACCGCUACAUUGACGAAUCACAUACUUCAUCUUGACCAGUAACGCCACCUGUCGCGUCAUAUCCGGGGCCAAAAGAACGAACAUGCCCAUGGUGAUUGCUCGAUAUCUAGGCCUAGUGAUCAUGGUCUGUAUUGCGCUUGAACAUUGAAAACGAAAGUAGGACAAAAAUGGCAAAAGGUUGGACGACUCCAGAUGCCGAGCAGUUUAAGAUGAAAAUAGAAGCAAAUUAUGCAGCAAUAUUGGGAACUGUUCAAGCUGAGGAUAUAAUGGAUAGAUUUGUCGACAAGGGCUACUUUUCCAUUGCAGAUGUAGUGGAAAAAAUAAUGGCAAAGAAAACUAACAAUGAAGAAAUGAGAGUGCUUAUACAACUCCUCAGUGAACGUAUACAACAACAUGGGAUAUUAGAUUUCUUUUUAGAACAGUUGACCGAUAAUGGUUAUGACAAGUUAGCAAGGGAAAUAAGAGAAACAGAGAUAAAACCAAUUCAAGUGUCUGAAGGCAGAGCAGGUACAGAUAACCACAGAUAUCCACAGAUUCCGGAAAAGUUGAAAAACAAGGUCGUCACAGAUAAACAUGCCAUGUUCCUUGCAAGGACAUUUUCACCCUAUAAAGUACUCAAAUUUGGUGUUUUUCUUGGUUUCAAUGAAACAGAAAUCUCGCACGUCCAAGCAGAUUAUCGAAAGUAUGGAGAAUCUACAGUCGUGCAGCAAAUCAUCAUCAGGUGGAAAAACAGAACUGGUUUUUCAGCAACACUUGGAAAACUACUGGAAAUUUUUGAGAAAAAUUCAGAUGACAUUGAGCUUAAUGCAACUGAAUAUGAAAAAGCAUUGGAAAAGAUUUCCAAGUCAUGAAUGGAUUAAUUUUCUUUACCUUUUACUGUUUUGUAAAUUGAUCAAUAUAUAUCAUGUUACACUAGUUUCCAUUCCAUAACAAAUCCAUUCAGGGCUUUAAAGUUUCAUUUCUAAUCAAAACAAAAACAAAACAAAAAAUAAUGAAAAAAAUAAGUAAAUUUUCAUUCAUAAACUAAUUUAAGGAUAUAGUUUUAAGCUGCACUUUUACCUUAAUUAAAUGUAAAAUAUACUAGUAUAUAUAACAUAGUAACACAAUUGACGAAGGAAGACAACGUUAUGACUCGUGCCCUGACCGGGCCUCGAACUCACGAUCUACGGCACCUAAUCGUCUAGCCAGAAAUACCUGCAGCUUAUACCGCUGCGCCACAUCGGCAUUCUUAAAAAGUAUGUUUCAAUGGCGCAGUGAUGGACAGCCCAGUAUCCUGACAUGGUCAUAGUUUAAGUCGUCUAUUAGAUGAUAUGAAUACCUGGAUCGCAAUGUACGUAUUUACAUACAUGGAUGGGAAUUGUACACAUAUUAUGAAUAUUCAUCAGAGUACAACUACGACAAGAAAUUCAAAUCUUUACCUGACGAUGGUACUUUGUAGACACAGGCUAGCUUUGAAGGUGAUAUUAAAAUCAGAACCCUUUAGAUUAGGUGGUCUAGUGGUAGGAUGUAGGGCUACAUACACUGUAGCCGAAUGGUUGCAAGUUUGAGUCUUGCCACUGGCACUGUAUUGUAUCCUUGAACAAGAUACUUUACUCUGUUGUGUUCCAGUUGACUCAGCUGUAGAUGAGUAUGUGGUACAGGUAGGGUAGUACAAGAACUGUUGUGUGUAAGCCUGUUAGGGCCAAAAUGUCAGCUCCCGCUGUAUGCUUCCCAGGGAGUUGAGAAAAGACCCAAUAACCACGGAUAAUAAUUUGUGAACCACAUUGGGACGGCUAUGUUGCUGUGAUACAGAGGUAUAUAAAACUCCAAACUAACAAUUAUUAAUCAUAAUUCCACUGAACAAUAUAUACAAUGCAUUUCAAAGAGUAAUUGGUGUUACUUCUGAUGAAGGGCCAUUUGUAUGUUUUAUAAAUGGUACGUUGUAGUGACUAACUAUUGUAUAUGAAAUUACAUGAAUUAAACAGGGAGCCCAAAUUAAGCUCUUAGCUGUCA